This is a messenger RNA of Monopterus albus (swamp eel), 3748 nucleotides long. RefSeq names its product scavenger receptor class F, member 1 (gene scarf1). Bases 485 to 3250 code for a protein of 921 amino acids. Gene Ontology annotation, cellular component: membrane. Gene Ontology annotation, biological process: dendrite development; neuron remodeling; heterophilic cell-cell adhesion. The transcript is spliced from 11 exons. Lineage: Eukaryota; Metazoa; Chordata; Actinopteri; Synbranchiformes; Synbranchidae. The record is from RefSeq and is a predicted model, not a curated record. Gene Ontology annotation, molecular function: low-density lipoprotein particle binding; scavenger receptor activity.
CUGUAGGAUGAAUUGUUUUUUUUACAGGAGCUCAAAGUAAACACGUCAUGUCGACACACUUUCCUGACUUAAAAGGAGGACAAAGGCUUUCUUCAUCAUCUCCUGGAUGACUGUGUGUUUGAGUUUGUACAUGCCCCACUGGUAUGUGUGUGUUUGGUGAGUUUUGUGCGUUAACGUUCAACCAUCUUUAAAAAGCUCUGCAUUUGGCUGAAUAGAAGGAAGUGGCUCUGACUUCCCCAGGAAAUGGGAAGAGGAAACCUGGGGGCUUUGACCUCUCUGGCUGCACUGGAACCAUAAGACGACUCACAGGACAGAAAACGCGAGAGAGAAGGGAAGGGUGGAGGGUAGACAGAAAGAGAGACGCUGCCUGUCAUUGUGCUCCCUCUCUGUCUAACAGGAGCACAAGUUGGGAAAGAAAGAGGUGAGGAACAGACUGGACAUAAGGACUUUUGGCCCCGGGGUUUGGUUUGGGCCGGGUGUGGAGAUGAAGCAUCUCCUCAGAGCUCUGAGUGCUCUGCUCUACUGCUUGUUGUCCUCCUCACACACACUAGGUCCUGCUGGGAAGAACGUCUGCCCCAGUAGCAGGGAUCCCUCAACCCUGAUCUGUUGCACUGGAUGGCGUCAAGAGGGUUACGAGUGCACUAUACCUGUGUGUGAGGGUGAGCAGGCCUGCCUAAAGGGUGAGAUCUGUGUGUAUCCUGGAGUGUGUCGCUGCCCACCUGGCUACUAUGGAGCUUACUGUAAAGCACGCUGUCCUCCUGAGUUCUGGGCUUCGGAUUGUCGCCGUGUGUGUCAGUGCUACCCAAACGGUCGCUGUGACCCCGCCACUGGCGAGUGCACCUGCAACCCCAACCGCUGGGGUCCACAGUGCCGUUACUCCUGCAAGUGUACCCGUCACGGUCACUGCCACCCUGUUCACGGAAACUGCACCUGCGACGAAGGCUGGUGGACGUCGACCUGCUCCAGGCAGUGCCACUGCUUCCCCGGAAACUCUUUGGGCCCCGGCUGUGACCAGUUAACAGGCCGGUGUCAGUGCAAUCUAGGGCACUGGGGGCCAAAAUGUCAACUUAAUUGCAGCUGCUUCCUGUCACCGUGUAAUCAGCGAAACGGUGCUUGUGAGUGUGAGGCAGGUUGGUGGGGACCCGGCUGUGACCGACGGUGUAACUGUGACCUCAGGCACAGCAGCUGUGACACCGCCAACGGGCAGUGCCUGUGCCACCCGGGGUACCAGGGUGUCUUCUGUAACCAGCCCUGUGAAGCUGGGAAGUAUGGAAGUGGGUGUAAAAUGAGCUGUAGUCACUGUAAAGACACCCAGCAGUGCUCUGCCACUGAUGGUGCCUGUGCUGCCUGUGAACCUGGCUGGAACGGUACACGAUGUGACCGCCCCUGCGCAUCUGGUUAUUACGGUGAUGACUGCCGGGAGAGGUGUCCACGUUGCAGGAACAAUGAGCCCUGUGACCCCAAAACUGGGAAAUGUUGGAAGUGUGAUCCUGGAUGGACUGGACCCAGGUGUGAUGAGGCCUGCUCCAACAGGACGUUUGGAGAUGCCUGUAGCUUCCUGUGUGGCCCCUGUUUCUAUGGUAACUGUCAUCAUGUGACAGGAACAUGUGUCUGUGAGCCAGGCUUUCAGGGAGAGAGCUGUAACAGCAGCUGCUCCAGCCUGCAGUUCGGCCUAAACUGUUCCUCUGUCUGUGGCUGUGGUGAGGGGGUCAGCUGCCACCCAGUCACUGGAGUCUGCCCCAACAGUGGAAGAAGUGCUGUACUAGCAGGUGUGCUGGUCCCUUUGCUCCUGUUGCUGUUAGCAGUAGUCUGCUGUUGUUUGUGUUGUGGAGGGGGCCCCAAUGACAGCAAAGACAGGGCAACUGUGGCUGAUGGAGGCUUGUUAGCUCGAAUGAAAUAUCAUGUCUAUAAUGUCCUGGCUAACAUCGGUGCUGCCCUCCCCUGUAUCUCUAAUUGGUCCUCUGGUCUGCCUCGAGUCACUGUAUCUCACCAUGACCCCGAGCUGACCUUCAACCACAGCUUCAUUGAGCCUCCUUCCUCUGGCUGGGUGACUGAGGGGUCGUCCUUUGACAGUGAUGAGGAGGAGGAAGAGGCUCUCUACUGUGUCCCUCCAAGGGAAGACAUCCCGGCGGUGGCAGGUGGUGAGUUCCAGGAGAUGAGUUCAAAGUGUAACAUGUUCUUAGACCCAUCAGGUUUCAGCAGUGAGGACAUCACCUCACCCUUCAACAUCCCACGCACCUCCAGCAUCGCCAAAUCCAAGCGGCCAUCGGUCUCUUUUGCCGAGGGCACCCGCUUCAGCCCCAAGGAGAGGCGUGGCUCAGCUCACGAUGCCAGCGCUCUCUCUCGCAACAAACCCAAAUCAAACUGGGGGGUUUUGAUGCUCUCUGCCCUCCAAAGUCAGGGAAGUGCAGCUAGAACUGGGGAGGAGGAAACAGCUGAGGAUGAGCAGGAAAAGGAAGAUGAAGUGGAUGUGCAGGUGACAGACAACCAGGAGUCAAGCUGUGAGGCAGGGGGCCAGGAAGCAGACAAACUCCCUCACCGGGCCACCCUGCAGGUCCCUGGGUCAUCAGGAAGAAGACGGACUAUGUCAAACACAGCUGUUCAUAAAGCUACCCAGCUGCCAACAUCUGCCUCAGAUGCUCAGGCGGGGAUGUCCAGUAAGGUCACCACAGUGUAUGUGACGGUGGGUAAGGCAGGUAGGCCUGUAUCAAAGACAGAACCAGCCUCUGAGGGCCCUGUUCAGGCAAUGCUACGGCGACUCGGAAGCCUCCAGAGGCAAAGGGAGCAGGAGUCUGGCAAGCCCAGACCCAAGGGAGGCGAAGUAAUUACCAAACCACCCAGGAGAAAGCUUGGAGCUCGGGCGAGUGUAUGGGAGCAGGGAGGGCCGUCAGGAGGUGAGGGUGGUGUAAGUAAGCCCAUCAGGAGGAAGCACACCUCUGUCAGCUCACCUGAAGCAGCGGGUGCUAAUGACACACCACCAUCAGAGGGCAGCACUUCAAAAAGGCCAUUGUCAUCUAUUUUGAAGAGUGUGCCAGAGGUGGCUUCCCCUGACUCGGGGUCAGAUAUGACGGCUGAGGGAAACACAAGGCAGGGCGGUCACCUCAUCACAGGACAAACUGAGAGCAGCUACCUGACUGUAGGACCAGCAGGAGACACUGGGAGUCUCACCGAAGUCAUCACCAAUGAAGGAGCAGUGGCCAGUGUGAAAGAUGAACCCUGCUAUGAAAAUGUUGUGAUUAAACACUCGUAACCUCUGAGAAACUAAUAUGUCAGCAGGUCUGAUCCUAAUAGAACAGCUUACAGUAUUUAUUGUUCUGUACUUAUAACAUUAAAGAACAAAUGGACAUUGUAUGAGAAGGGAAAAAGACUGUAACAGAUUAUGAAAAUGCAAUCAAACUCCACUCACUGUGAAUCAGCACAUGGCACAUCCAAACCAAGUUGUUCUGUCUGUACUAUUUUAUACUUUUAUACCAGUCAGGAUAUAUCAGGUAACUGGAAUUGUAAAAAUACUUUCACAUCUACAGACUAGUGAUAGACUGACUAGUUGGUUGGCCGAAUGAUCGGCUGAUAUUUGGCAUUUUUAGAUAACUGGCAUUGGCUGAUGUCAGUGCUCAUGAGUUUCGAUUAACAUAAAAUGUUUGCACACAUCUGUAGGCAGCCUUGUCAGUCAGACUUUAGUUUUUUUUUAAUUUCUUGUAGACAUUUUUUAAAAUUUAAAAUAAAGGUUGUGCAGAGUGUAUCCAGCAGA